CCCUGUACCUAAACCGCUCUCGGCCGGCGCGAGAAGUUUUUGAAGUGUGUGCAACUUAAAAAUUCUUUUUAUUUAUUAUUACGUUUACAUUUAAGGUUGAUUCAGUUAUUUUAAAGCGUUAAAUAUGGACAGAAAAAUUAUAAUUUUUGCCGCGCUCCUUAGUUGCGGUGUCGAUGCAAAAGAGCCCAGAUUCGUGGACGCGGGAUCCAACGUGACGGUGGUGGUGGGCCGCGAGACCACGCUCACGUGCCGGGUGGAAGACUUGAACGAUUAUAAGGUGGCCUGGCUGCGAGUAGACACCCAGACCAUCCUCACUAUCGGUCCCCACGUCAUAACCAAGAACCACCGCGUGGGCGUCGCGCGCGGCUCUGCGCAGGCGUGGGCGCUGACGCUGCGCGACGUGCGGCCGGCCGACGGCGGCGCAUACAUGUGCCAGGUCAACACCGAGCCCAUGAUCACGCAGACGCACCAGCUGCAGGUUGUCGUGCCUCCGGAUAUCGUGGAUAGCGGCAGCAGCGGAGAGGUGAUGGUACGCGAGGGCGAGAACGUGUCCAUACACUGUGCAGCCUCGGGGGUUCCGCCCCCCACCAUCAUGUGGAGGAGAGAGGACGCGGGGGUCAUGAUGAUUGGGGAUCAGAGCGUGAGCAAAUGGAGUGGCGUCUGGUUGAAUCUCACGGCCGUCGAGAGGGCCAUGAGCGGCGCCUUACUCUGCAUCGCGAGUAACGGAGUACCGCCUUCUGUCAGCAAGCGGAUACCCCUACGUGUGUUGUGCAAGCCAUCUGCAGUAGUGACACAGAAAAUGAUAGGGGGCUAUUUGGGACAAUCGGUGUUGCUACAGUGCAAAAUAGAGGCGUACCCGACACCGAGUGUCUACUGGACACACAUCAACAUCAACAGGAUACAAAACGGUUCGAAGUACCAGACGCUCAUAAAAUCCAACAGUUACAAGCACACAGCCGUACUGAAGAUCGACGACGUGUCGCGGGAUGAUAUUGGCGCGUACCAGUGCGUCGCUGAGAAUGUGCUCGGUACGGCGCGGGACGACAUCACGCUUUACACUCUUGCCACGACUACCACGAGUACCACGAUUGUGACCACCACCAGGCCGCCCACAGUUGUGACGGAACCUACUUCCACGCAACCAUAUAUAGAGUUAGACACGAGUUCGGAGGAGUACGUGGUCGUGCUGAGUCAACAUCAAAUGCAGAAUUUAGAAUUAUCGCCAAGUUUGUGACCAGAGAAAAGUCCAGACCACUGGCCACUGUGGUCUGCCUCGCCCAAAGUGUCGCCUUCCUUAAACUUACUAUACAUUAUUAUAAUUGCGAUCGCAUGCUGAAGCUACGGGAUUAGUGGUGUUUAUGUGUGUUUAACAAUUACACGGUGUAUAUGUAUAGCAUACAGAGCUUAAGAGUUUUUAGAAUAAUUCCACUUUACAUCGAAUAAUUUUAAUAAUGCAAAUUACUGUAUAUACAUAUAUAAGCAUAAGAUACAGGAUAUACCGCUAGUCAGAACUAUUUAUUACUACUAUUGGUACCGUUAUUGCAAACCAUUGCGAUCCAUAGACAACCAUGUUGCUACAACUUCUUCAGUUUGUUUUAAAUUUAUCGUGGUGAAACAGCUACGUGUAAAUAUAAUCGAAUGCAAUGAGCAUUUUGGAAAAAUAAUCUGCAGAAACAUUAUUCUUAUAAAACGCAAUAUUUGUUUCCAACUUUUCACUUUUACGCUGGACUAUGACACACCUUAUAAUAUUUAAAACUUUCGCGGUUUGAACACAUAUUAAAUCACAUUUACAAACGGGUCUAUCGCGAAUUUAUUUUGUUACCUUUAUUUACCGACAUUUCGACACAGGUUUCACUGGUCGUGGUCGCGGCUAACUGACGUCCCAGCAAAAUGUCAAAACAGAGAUUUGUGUGACUACCCCACGAAAAGUGAAACCAGUGAAACCUGUGUCGAAACGUCGGUAAAUAAAGGUAACAAAAUAAAUUCGCGAUAGACCCGUUUGUAAAUGUGAUUUAAUAUAUGACACACCUUGUAUAUAAUUCAUGUCGUUUACUAAGAUUUUUCAUCUUUUGGCAACGGAUUAUACGAAAAUAUUUAAAUUAAUUCUGCAACCAAUCGUACCAAUAUGUACAUUUUAAUUCUGAAAUCCUGUGAAACUAUUACAAGUAUUAAAUUUAUCUAAUGCGAUAAAUAUGUUGAAAAUUUAGUUUUAACUUGAUUACCUAGUUUUACAGUUGAAUAGUGUUCCGUAAAUUAAAAAAAUACCCCCACACUGUACAAGACAGUUCUUAUUUCACUAAGUUGACCAUAAAUUAAUACCUAAAACAGGCAUUUCACUGUAAAAAGUUUAUAAAGAAGAAUUCCAUUUAUGCACGCUGGAUGUUCCUUCUAAGGCAUUCCCAUGAGGCUCGAUGGCCAUCGACGUAACAUUCAAUUCGCAGUUUCUUUUGAAAGUAUCUCAACAGUUGCGCUCUCCUUCUCCUUUCAAGAAAAAUGACACAAAGAGACGACAAUUCCAACGUUUCGCCAUUUCCUUAGCUUAGACGGGAUAUCCAGUGUGAACACAAGAUCCUUGCACGGAGUAGCCAUUGACAGGCGUUCCUCUUUGUCUAAAAUAGUC
Messenger RNA from Cydia strobilella, 2620 nucleotides. Its product is annotated as protein amalgam-like. The transcript is spliced from 10 exons. NCBI's taxonomy places the organism in Eukaryota, Metazoa, Arthropoda, Insecta, Lepidoptera, Tortricidae. The record is from RefSeq and is a predicted model, not a curated record. The coding region runs from base 125 to 1234 and encodes 369 amino acids.